AGUGAUUCCAAUUCCACAGUCCGCGUCGGACGGGGGUGCAGAUUCUUUCCACGCUCACACGCUUUGCAACUACAUAACCGUUUACGCCUACGUGGCAAAUAAGACAAACACUCACCCCGUUCAUUCUCCGCCAUCUCUCUCUCUCUCUCUCUCUCUCUCUCUCUCUCUCUCUCUCUCUCUCUCUCCCUCUCAAUCCCUCUCUCUCUCUCUCUGAAAACCCCUAGGGCCUAGCUAGUUGUCGCACCUUCAGAUGUUUCUUGACCAACACACUCUGCCUCCGAGACUGCGUCAUCGCAUGAUAUAGUUUAAGCACUUGAUUGAUCGAUCCUGUUGCGAAAAAAUAUGUCUGCCAGGAGUUUGUUGCUGUAUUUUACUCUUCUCGUCUUCUUUGCCCUAGGUUUGCAAGCUUCGGCUGAGACUGAUGUUCUCGAUUCCAAAGCUCUUCAAGACCUGUACAGAACCCUGAAUAUUCCGUCACAGCUCAAGGGAUGGAAGACAGAUGGUGGGGAUCCAUGUGCAGAAUCAUGGACAGGAGUUACCUGCAAUGGCUCAUCAGUUAUUCACCUUAUAAUUCCUGGGCUUCAGCUUGGUGGUAACCUAGGGUUCCAACUCUCCGAUCUCCGUAACUUGAAGCAGCUGGAUAUCAGCUCAAAUUACAUUCAGGGUGAAAUUCCGUACAACUUACCUGCUAAUGUCACACAUUUAAACUUGGCCGACAACAAUUUCAGCCAGAACAUGCCGUACUCCUUGACAAACAUGAAGCAUCUUCGGCAUCUGAACCUAAGCCACAACUCAUUAUCUGGACCAGUUGGAAACGUUUUCACAGGACUCACAAACCUCAAAGAAAUGGAUUUGUCAUACAAUAAUUUCACCGGAGAUCUACCCAGUUCAUUUGGAGAUUUGAAAAAUCUAACAAGACUGUUCUUAGAAAGCAAUGGAUUUACUGGAUCUGUUAUCUUUCUGUCUAACCUCCCGCUCUCGGAUCUGGAUAUCCAAGAUAACCACUUUAGCGGUGUCAUUCCAGAGACGUUUGAAAACAUUGAGAACCUAUGGAUUGGGGGAAACAGAUUCCACAGAGGAGAAAAUUAUCCACCCUGGUUUUUUCCCUUGGACACCACACCCAAUAUCACUAGUCCACCAUCUACAGAGUCGAGUGCUGUUGAGAGUCAUCCAUCUCAUCAUGAACACAAGCACAAAAAGAAAGGAUUCGGUCCUGGUGGAAUAGCUUCUAUAGUUUGUGGAGUUACUCUUUUGGCAGCAUGUGCAGCUUUUUUUGCUGUGGCCCGCAUUCAGCAAAGGGGAAGAAGCCUGAGACGCCUGGAGAGCAGUCCUGGCUCGUGGCAGUCUCUUCCAGUCAGUACAGCCAGAGAGUUCUCUUCCACUGCUCCAGAGGAAAGCUCAGAACUAUCAGCUAUUAGUUCUCCACCUCUGAUUGAUCUAAAGUACCUACCACCUCUGCGAGCCAGAACUGUAAGAACAUCUCGAAGAAGUUUCUCUAGGAAGAGCAGAGUCCCAGUAGGUACAAAGAUCUAUAGUGUGGCUGAGCUGCAAGCAGCAACUGACUCCUUCAGUGAAGCUAACCUUCUUGGAGAAGGAUCUUUGGGUUCUGUAUACAAAGCAGAGUUUCCCGGUGGACAAAUUUUUGCUGUGAAGAAUAUCAAUACAGUAGCACUGGCCCUGCAUGAGGAAGAAAAAUUUCUUGAUGUGAUAUGGAAUGUAGCCCGUUUAAGGCACCCAAACAUUGUAAAACUUGUCGGCUACUGUGUAGAGCAUAAACAACAUAUUCUUGUAUAUGAGCAUGUCAGAAAUUUGUCUUUGGAUGAUGCUUUGCAUUGUGACUCCUACAUGCCUCUGUCUUGGGGCCUUCGUCUUCGAGUUGCUCUUGGAGUAGCUCGUGCUUUGAACUAUUUGCAUUCGACAUGCAUGCCUCCAAUUGCCCACAGCAACUUAAAGGCUGCUAAUAUUUUACUUGAUGAGGAUCUUAUGCCCCAUAUCUGUGAUACUGGACUAGCUGUUUUAAAGCCCCUAACAAGCAACAAGAUCAAAAUUAAGGCUUCCGAGAUGGCUAUUGGUGAUACUGGUUACAUUGCACCAGAACACAUCCAAUCUGGCAUUGGUAACAUGAAGGGCGACGUAUACGCUUUUGGAGUAUUGCUUCUAGAGCUUUUCACUGGAAGGAGGCCCUUCGACAGUUCAAAACCAAGAGGAGAGCAAUCACUGGUGAGCUGGGCUUCAUCGCAGCUGCAUGACAAUGAAUCUUUGGAAGAGAUGGUUGACCCGGCCAUUAGAAGGACUAUUCCAGCUAAGGCACUGUCUCGUUUUGCUGACAUCAUCUCGCUUUGCAUUCAGGCUCAGAAGGAGUUCCGCCCCCCAAUGACCGAGAUUCAGGAAGGUCUGAUGUGCAUACUACAAGAGCAUCGCGUAGUAAGAGGCCAUACUGCAGCAGCUGAUGGCACUGAAGCUGAUCCUCUGGACAGGUCAUUCCGCUCAAGCAACUCGCGCUUCUUUGCCUCCCCAACACUGAGCUAUCUGUCAAUCUGAACAAAGUCUGCAACCUCGUUGGUGGCCCAAUUUUGUAAUAGCUAGUCGUCGAUCAUUACUAGAAGAAAACUCUGCUUAAUCAUACAUACAACACAAACAUCUUGUACAGCAGCUCUAGAGCUCAUGUUGUUGAAAGUGUAGAAUGUUUCAGAUGGUCUGUCAUGGACUCGUAAAAAAGGUUGUAUAAAAAACUCAUUGCUCAUGCAAUACCAAACCUAAAUAUGCCUCCACAAUUAUAAUUGCAACCUGGAUGAAUGAAUAAAAUUUUUGCACUCUCUUGUCGUGUGGAUAAAUAGAUAUAAUCACUAUCCGUCUGUUUUUAUUUGUAACUGUAGAGAGAAGCACGUGGGAGGGUCUCACCAAAGUGGUGUCGCACGUGUUGACCCGGUUUCCCCGUUGGAGCCAAAGACAAGGGUCCGGUUCUGGAUGUAAUACACAAGGUUCCGGUUGUAAUGGUGCGGCGGGUGUAUUCUAAAUUAUAAUACAGAUUUUCAUCAUUAUAUAUCUCUCCCUCUCUCUCUCUGGAAUCCUCGCAUACGCCCGUCAUUUUCAGUCUUUUUCCCUCUCUCUCUUAGAUCCUAAAAAGCAAAAAGCACAACUACAUUUGUUACAAUCCCUUUCUUCUUCAUCCUUAUCACCUCCCCCUUCAAUCAUCCUCUACUUUUCUCUCUGGGAUAAAAGUGGAACUGACAUUUUCACCAUUCUUGCUUUACACAUACACUGUAGUUUGUUGAUUCAAGCAAUAUACUGUGCUCAGUGUCCCUCAGAUCUGAAGUUUGGAUUUGUAAGGAACCUGCUGGUGGAACUACUGUUUUGAUUUACUUUUCAAUCUCUGCAAUUUGUGUUUUAGAAUUGUUGAAAUAAUCAAACAGAGAGAUGAU
Messenger RNA from Daucus carota subsp. sativus, 3422 nucleotides. Its product is annotated as FT-interacting protein 3. The transcript has 19 exons. Gene Ontology annotation, molecular function: protein binding; protein kinase activity; ATP binding. Bases 343 to 2541 code for a protein of 732 amino acids. Lineage: Eukaryota; Viridiplantae; Streptophyta; Magnoliopsida; Apiales; Apiaceae. The record is from RefSeq and is a predicted model, not a curated record. Gene Ontology annotation, biological process: protein phosphorylation.